Molecule: messenger RNA, 1721 nt
Organism: Paramormyrops kingsleyae
Lineage: Eukaryota; Metazoa; Chordata; Actinopteri; Osteoglossiformes; Mormyridae
Gene: endou
Product: endonuclease, polyU-specific
Molecular function (GO): RNA endonuclease activity
Source: RefSeq, a predicted model, not a curated record
GCGGUUUAAGGUUCUGUGACUUUUGAUUGGUCAGAUCACCCACCUAUAAAACUGAAUGCAUGCAGUGAGCUGCACUCCUUCUGGGUGUAGUGAACCAGCAAUGCAUUUGUACCUGCUUCUCUCGCUCUGUGUGUCUCUGUUGGCUCAGACACACAGCAGCACUUCAGGGACUGACAUCUCGGACUCAGACAUAAAGACGGUGUCUGAGUUACUCUAUAAGCUGGAUGUCAACAAGGCCUCGUCCGCUGAACUUGUCAUCGACCGUCAGGCCCUGAUUCCUGACUCUGAGACCGGCUUGGAGAAGGACCUCUCCCCCCGCACGCUAUUCAAGUUUGUGGAUGAGGAAUCCCUAUUCUCCAAGCCCACGUUCUCCGCCCUCCUGGCUCUGCUGGACAACUACCACAGGCAGACUGGACAGACUGAGAACUUUUCAGAAGCUCAGGUGUCUGAGCAGGACAGGUUCCUCCAUGAGGUCAUCUCCAAGACUGAUGUGGGAAGGGAGCUCUACUUUUUCUUCCGCAACAAAGGCCGCUACAGCUCAGAGGCAGAGUUUAUACAGGACCUGAAGAUGAUGUGGUUCGGUCUCUAUUCUCGCAGCAGCAACAAGAUGGAUUCCAGUGGUUUUGAACACAUCUUUGCAGGAGAGAUUAAAGGCGGUAAGGUGUCUGGUUUCCACAACUGGAUCCGGUUUUACCUUCAGGAGAAGGAGGAAUCACUCAACUACUACAGUCACAGCUUUGAUGGACCUUGGACCACUUUCCCUGAUGUGAUGGGCAUGCAGUUCGAGUGGGGCGGCUACUUCAAGCAAGUUGGCUCCUCCAUUAUUGGCAGCAGCCCGGAGUUUGACUUCGCCCUCUACAGCCUGUGCUACAUCAGUAGACCAGGGAAGCGAUGUCACCUCAGCGUAGGAGGGAAGGCAAUGAGCAUCCAGACCUAUACCUGGGAUAACUCGUCAUACGGGAACGGGAAGAAGUACAUCGGCUCGGCCUACCCGGCCACCCCUUAAGACACCUGCGCUCCGUCAUGGCGCAAACGGCAAAUACAAACCCAGCUUGAUCAGACGUUUUAUUGCUGUUAAUAGAUUUGAGACUCUUGCUCUGUCUAUAUCAUUCUCUAUUCUCUGUCCACCUCUGAAUGCCAUUGUAUGUAGCCCCUAUAUUAGCGCCCAAAACCUUCGCUGUGAUUUUACUCACUUGCUCUUCCCAUACAUCAGCUGCAAAAUGUUAAUUUAAAAUCUAAAGGGCAAACUUGAAAACUCUUUUUCAAUACUUAUACAUAUAAAACAUAUAAAAACAUUUCCUCAAAGUUAAACCAGUACAUCACUGUAAAAGUGUGACUUAACAUACAUAACAUAGUGACAAAUAUAUGAUGAAUAUUAUUAUUCUAAAUUCUUGCCACAGUGCCAAUACCGACAUCAUGACUCAACUGCGCCAUGACUUAGCAUAAAGCUAAGUAGGUAUAAUCCACUUGUGGAAGCCAUGUUGGACAUGACCCAGUGAGGAAGCCCAGCGAUGUACCCUUUGGCUCGCAGUAUUAGAACCACCCUUGUCUAGCACGUCAGAAACCCUCCAUCAGACGCAGCAAUGUCACGUGGUGUCUCUCUGUUAUUCUACUUACAUGUAAUCGUGAGAAUGACAUUCUCUGUGUUUUAAUUGAUAUUUACAUAUACCAUAUUUUGAAAUCAUUAGAUGUUUGUAGAAAACUAAAUACUUCUCCUCUGG